AUGUCAAAAUGGACGCUUCAUACGAUAACGGAAGCUGCUACAGAUGCAUACACAGCGAUGAUGCAGCCCCGUGCGGGGGAGAAUCUAGUCCGGGAUUUCGUGGACGAAGUCAUCGACGCUUUUAUCGAACAGUCACCAUACGCGCUUCGUCGUAAGGCCGAGCAACCACCAGAUCUCAAUGUCUUCUCCGAACAUCGCAAAAAAAGAGUUGAUAUCAUACUGAACUCCUUCAUCAAUCAGAACAAGACGAGAUUCGUUCUCAUUUUCACGGAACUCAAGAAGCCACCUGUCAGAGGCAGGAACCCGGAAACCACCGAUAUUGUGACUGUCGAGCAGCAAGCAUACGACGCCUGCAAAGCAUACAUCGAUUCGCCGGAUUGUCCCGUCUCUUUGGUCUUUGCGUGGUGCGUUGUAGGCCCGCUCUCGCGGAUGUUCAAAUACGCUCCUGACACCGCAAAUACUUGGGAAUCUCUCUGGGGAACACAAAAGGCGUACGACUUCACUCAAUACAUCGACGCUGCGAGGCCAGAGAGUAUAAGGAUAUUUAAUACUUUCAACGCUAUCCUAAGCUCGCACCCGGUGGAGUUGGCCAAGAAGGCUUAUCUGACACCUAAUCUUCCUCAACGAGACACUCAGUUUGUCUUGCCGAGUCAACCCACUGUCAAUGUCGCGCGGCCAAUGGCUCAGUUUGUGCGGGACGUUCCGCCUGUUGCUUCCUCCUCGAGACAACCCCAGAACCAGACACAACUGCAGUCACAACCACCACCGCAAAUGCAAUCGCAACUACAACCACAACCACAAAUGCAACAAACGCGAGCCACAGUUGAAAGGCUUCGACAAAUGGGCUAUCCCGUCACGUCAAGUAAUGAAGGAUAUUCGAUUACUUGUACCGUAAAUAGGAUCCAAAGCAGAAUGCGGAUUCACUUUGGAGAGAGCGUCUUGAUAUUCGAUCCUGUUGAGAAUAUAUGGGCCGCCACACGGUUUUGGCAAGACACACUCUAUGUGUAUACUCGAGGACAAUGGAUAGCGUUGGGCAAGAGCAGCUAG
Zasmidium cellare ATCC 36951 is the source of this 1047-nucleotide messenger RNA. RefSeq lists its product as uncharacterized. Bases 1 to 1047 code for a protein of 348 amino acids. NCBI's taxonomy places the organism in Eukaryota, Fungi, Ascomycota, Dothideomycetes, Mycosphaerellales, Mycosphaerellaceae. The transcript is spliced from 2 exons. The record is from RefSeq and is a predicted model, not a curated record.